AUGGAACUUCCAAUAGUCAAACCUCUCUCUGGUCCAGUGUUCCAAUCUCACCAACACUUCCACACCAACACUCAUGGGGCACAUCUUUGCUCUUUGAAAGAAACUUGGGACUCUAAAGAAGAAAAGAGGUUACAAGAGGAAGAAACCAAGUUACAAGAGGAAGAAAAGAAGCAGCAGCUAGACACCAAACAACAUUUACACACAACACAAGAGGAGUUGCAGAGCACAGCACAGAAUCUUCAAGAAGAGAGAGAACAGAGAAAGUUACAAGAAGAACUACAACAGAAAACCACUAUUUUCAAAUUUCUUGACACAUGCCAUACCCAUUUGUUCCUUGGCCUUACAGUUAGACACCCUAAAGACUCAACAAAGGGUGAUCUGGCGAACCCAGGUCUUAUGGACUCGAAUUUUGUUCAAAAUCAGCAUUUCAAAUCACUAUCUUUAUUAGCAGAAUCCGGGGCAGAGUUGCAUACUGAGAAAACAGGAUCUGAAUUAGAUCUUCAACAGUUCCAGCAUGAGACCCUCACACGGCCCAUCCAUUCAGUAAUUGCAAAGCUAUAUUCAGAUGAGCACAUCCAGCAGCACUUUCAAUUGCUUGGGGCAAUCACCUUUGAGAAUCAUGGAAAUACCCUAACUGAAGAGUCUCUUGAAGCUGCCCCAUCCAACAAACCCUCAUGGCCAGCAAAAUUCCAAAAGACUGGCACCAGAGAUGCCACGCCCGCCAGUACACCACAGUCAUCUCGCUCAUUGGCUGACAAAUUUUGUGUAUAUAAUAAAGGAGACAGUCAAAAUGUUCCUGUAUAUAUCAUGGAGCUGAAGGCCCCUCAUAAAGUUCCACAGUCAACAAUCAAAUCUACCCUGCAGGAAAUGGACUUGGAUGAAGUGAUUGUGCACAGGCCAGAUGAGCCCAAUAAGGUUGCAUGCCACCAUGAGAUGGCUGCUGAUCACUCAGGCAUUCUCCUACAUGGUCAAAUCCAGAGUAGGAUACAGCACUGGUGUCUCAUCUAUCAGGAUGAGACCAUCCUGUCCUCCCCACAGACAGUGUCUACACAGGAUUACACACCAGAAUGGGAAAGUCAAGAUGACUAUCUCAAGCACUCUCCUAUCAUCACAAGGGCAAAGAAGGCUCCGUUGUUUCAUCCUUCAUCACCAUGUAACCCACCUCAGGCGUCGCGAAGUCCUGCAAACAGCAGUGAUGAAGAUACUUCUGAUCCAACAGGUUCCUUAAGCAAAGCGCCACAGCACUCAGCCAAUGUUAUGGUUGUAGUCCCCACUCACUCCAGCAAGAUGUCAUCCGAAAGAAACUCCACCAGCCAGAUUAGAUCACAGCCAUACUGCACCCAAUGGUGCCUCCUCAGACUCUCCAAAGGAGGGCCAUUGGACCAGGAUUGCCCCAAUAUUGCUGACCAUGGCACUGACAAACAUCCAAUCAGUCUAUCUGAAUUUGUAUCUCUCCUUCACAAAAGGCUUUCAUACCAGGAUAACCACCAUUAUGGUGCAUACAAGUCCACUGGAUGUGAAUCUCUCCACAUUCAUGGCUCCCGCGGGGCAUUGUUCGAGAUCAUCCUUAUUCAAUAUGGGUAUAAGCUGGUGGGGAAAGGCUUUCCAGCCAAUUUCACUCAAUAUUUACAGCAGGAGGAAGCUGUUUACAAGCACCUUCUCCCCAUACAGGGACAACACAUCCCCAUGUGUCUUGGUGUUCUGGAUCUUUCCCAGCAACAGCUAUUCUAUAAUGGAAUUGCAAGAAUACCCCAUCUCCUUCUUCUCAGCCAUGCUGGACUUCCCCUUCACCAGUCUGAUAUUGACCAUGAACAUCUCUUUCGGGCAGCCAAGGAGUCACUUCAAGCAAUUCACAAGCUCAGGGUUCAUCAUUGCAAUACCUAUACCCAUAACAUGUUCUGGAACCCAGAGAAUGAAAAGGUGAUUUUUAUUGACUUCAAGCAAGCAGAAAUCCAGAAUCUCAGAUUCCUUUUCAAGACUACAUCAUUAGAACAAAGGUGGAAGGAGCAGGAUACAACAAAACAAGCACAGACCACUGGAAUGCUUAGUUAUGAGAUGCAGAGAAUGUGUUUCAAUCUCAAAUGCAAACUUACAUACCUUAGCUGA
Messenger RNA from Coccidioides immitis RS, 2106 nucleotides. RefSeq lists its product as uncharacterized. The transcript has 5 exons. The record is from RefSeq and is a predicted model, not a curated record. Bases 1 to 2106 code for a protein of 701 amino acids. Lineage: Eukaryota; Fungi; Ascomycota; Eurotiomycetes; Onygenales; Onygenaceae.